Molecule: messenger RNA, 4497 nt
Organism: Panonychus citri (citrus red mite)
Lineage: Eukaryota; Metazoa; Arthropoda; Arachnida; Trombidiformes; Tetranychidae
Gene: l(3)mbt
Product: lethal(3)malignant brain tumor-like protein 4
Exons: 2
Coding region: 452-3667 (1071 amino acids)
Biological process (GO): regulation of DNA-templated transcription
Cellular component (GO): nucleus
Molecular function (GO): protein binding; zinc ion binding
Source: RefSeq, a predicted model, not a curated record
UGUCUUUGCCUUUUAUCCAUCAGCGAAUUUAAUUAAUUUUAAUUGAUUAAACUCUAAUUACUAAUAAUCAUCUAAUCUACUAGUUAAUCUCUUCGUUUUAACGUUUCGUUUCUUUUCAUUUUCUCUUAGUGAUUAAUUUUUGUGGUUCACUUUUUUUGCGGUUCAACCUUUUCAUUAUUUUUUGUUCUUCUCUCUUUCUUUUUUUCUCCCUCUCUCUCUCUCUCUCUCUCUCUUCUCUUCUUUUUUAUUUGGUGAAGUGAUUUUUUUCUUCUUCUUUUUCGUAUUAUCACUUUUUUUUCUCUCUCUCUCGCUCUUACUCUCUGGCAUAUUUUACCAUUAGUGGUGAUUAAUAUUGUCCACAUUAGUUCUUCGUCUGUUGUUGGUGUUUUCUACUGCUAUUUGAAUCGUUUUCCCUCUUUUGGUUUUCUUUUUCUUCACUUACGAGUAUCACAUGGAGGGGACGAGCGAUGAGCCUCUCACUAUAAAAACUGUUUCUGGUGGUGUUGGUGAAGAAGAUGAUCACCAAGAGGCUGGUAAAACAGUCUCUUCUCCUUCUUCUGCAACAACUACAGUCGGUCUUCAACAACAACAAGUACAAUCUGGUAUUUCCACACAACAAGAUAAACCAUCUUCUCCAUCGUCUCUUAAUCAGUCAAAUUCUUCAAUUGAUUUACUUGCUGAUGAAAGUAUGAAUGAAAGUAAAAAUUCAUCGGCUUCAGAGGAUGGUGGUUGUACCAAUAUUAGUGAUAAUGUUGCUGGUUCUAUCACUUCUUCUACCAAUUCUGGUGGGAAAAAGAUUAACAUUGGCGAGUCAAUAGCUGAGCUUGAAAAUAAUAAUAAUAAUAGUAAUAAUAAGUCAAUUACUUUGCAUCCAAUAGCAACAACUAUAAAAACUUCAGCUACAAACCAAAAUGUGGUCACAAUACAACCAGUUUCAUCUUUAACUCUAACUUCUUCGUCUUCUAUUCAACAAUCAUCUUCUGCAACAUUAGUUUCCAAAUCUUCAUCAGCAUCCUCAUCUCUUACAUCUUCAUCUACAUCAUCGACAACUCUAUCAGCAGCAGCAGUAUCUUUAGCCUCCAGAACUCAUAUUAUACCGCCAGCCUCAGCUUCUGUAUCUUCCGCAUUCUCAACAAUAGCAGCAACUGUUACCAAUCCUAUUGCUACGACAACUAGUAAUAUCAUCUCUGUAAAUGCAACUUCAUCUUCAGCCGUUGCAACAUCUACGAUACCAAGUACAAAUCAGUCUGGUUCUACCAACUCAACAACCACCACCAAUCCAACCAUCACUGGCUCUGGAAAUAAGUUAUAUCUAAUUAACACUCCUAAAUUUGAUUCGAUUAAAAUAAUUGAAUGGAAAGAUGGUAUUGGUACUCUACCUGGAAGUAAAUUAAAAUUUAAAGUCAACGAAUAUGGUACAUUGGAAAUGCUUUAUGAUGAUGAUAAAGUUGGCGAUAAAUCGAUUGUUAAACCUGUCGAAUCAGUUAAAGCUCCUGCUGAAAGUAGUAAUGGAAGUAACAACAACAACAACAAUAAUAAUAAUAAUUUAUCAAUCACCCUACUCGCUGAAUGUGUUAAUUGUAAAAUCAAAGGAGUUAAAUCUAAUUUUAUCAGGAAUGGACGUUUUUGUAGUCAAGACUGUGCUACAAAGCAAUCAGAGAAUUUGAAAAUUUUUAGUAAAACCUCAACAUCAGCCAACAACAAUACAAACAGUAACAGCGCCAAUAAUUUAAAUUAUAGUAAUUCUAGUAACAAUAACAGCAAUGUCGUUAAACCUGAAUCCGUAAAGAAAAAGAUUUUUUAUCAUGAAGGAAGAAUGUACGUCGAUAUGAUUGGUGAAAGGGUAACCAUUCGAAAGCCUUUGUUUAUUAAUCGAUCUGAUCUCCAUGGUACUGGUCGAUCUGAAACACCCGAUGGUUUGGACCUAUUAGAUGCCAACGAGGAGAUCGAGAACAUUGAUUCUUUUACUGGGAUAAAUGUACCACAUAAAAAGUUUAAUUGGAAAGAAUAUCUGGAAGAUACUAAAAGCUUUUGUGCACCAGUUAAAUGUUUCAAAGAAAGUCAAUCAUUUCCAAGUGUCAAAAAUGGUUUUAAAGUUGGAAUGAAACUUGAAGGUAUUGAUCCUCAUAAUCCUGCUUUAUAUUGUGUCCUCUCGGUUGCCGAAGUUGUUGGUUUUCGACUUCGUUUACACUUUGAUGGUUAUCCUGAUAUUUACGAUUUUUGGGUUAACGCUGAUUCACCUUUCAUUUUCCCCGCUGGUUGGUGCCAAAAAACAGGACGCAAAUUAGAAUCACCCAAAGAUAUGUUAGGCACUUUCUCCUGGAAUAGUUAUCUUCAAACCUCUAAAUCUCAGUCAGCGCCAAAUUAUCUGUUCACAUGUGUCAAGCCAAGUUACUCACUGAGUCAAUUUAGAGUGGGCAUGAGAUUGGAAGCCGUUGAUAAAGCAAAUACCUCACUUGUCUGUGUUGCCAGUGUCGCAGAUAUUUUGGAUAAUUAUAUUUUAGUUCAUUUUGAUGGUUGGGAUGAUUCUUAUGAUUAUUGGAUCUCCAUGUCUUCUCCAUACAUUCAUCCGAUAAAUUGGUGUCAUGAAAGAGGUAAACCUUUAACUCCACCUAAAGAUCAUCCCAAACAAAGUGAAAAAUUUAAAUGGGCCGAUUAUUUGCAAGAGACAAAAUCUACAGCAGUUCCACCGAAAGCUUUCCGUUUACGUCAAGCUAAUUCAUUCCGUGCUGGUAUGAAAUGUGAAGUGGUCGAUAAAAGAUAUCCCCGAUUAAUUAGAGUGGCAACCAUAGUGGACAGAAGAUCUCACAGUGUAAAGAUUCACUUUGAUGGUUGGCAAGAAAAAUUUGAUUACUGGUUAGAUGAUGAUUCUUGCGAUAUCCAUCCAGUCAAUUGGUGUGCAAAAACCAAUCAUCCACUUCAACCACCUCCAAAUUAUUUCCGUAAAUAUCCAGACUCUAUAAAUUGUCCAACUCCAGGUUGUCGUGGCUUUGGUAGCAUUAAAUCAGCUCGAUUUUCAACUCACAAUACUUUUACCAAUUGUCCAUAUUCCGAGGAAAAUAUGGAAAGAGAAUUACCUGAUAGAUUUGGCCGUGAUUUCUCAGAUGAAGAAAUGAAUCCAAAAAGUCCACUUCAAGGAGAAGAAUUGAGCUGCCCACCAAGUCCAACCUCAUUUUCCGAUUUAAGGCGUAAAAGAAAACGUAAACGAGAAAAUUCUGGUUCAUCAGCCUCCGAUUCUGUUAAAAUUUCUCGACCCUCAACACCAUCUUCCUCCUUUUUCCAUAAUAAUUUGCAAAACAGUAAACACAAUUAUUCAGCGACCAUAUCAACUCUUCACCAAGCCAUAUAUUCACUACGAAUGAAUCCACAACAAACCAAUGAAACCCCAAUGGCAUGGGAAAAACACUCUAAAAGCUUAUUAAGCUUCGCAGAGAAAGUGAACGCAAGUGAGGUACUUAAAUGGACUCCAGAUAAAGUUGCUCAAUUUGUAUCUACAAUUCCGGGUUGUCAAGAUUUUGGUCAAUGUUUCGAGGAAGAGAUAAUCGAUGGAGAAGCAUUUUUACUUCUCAAUCAAACUGACCUGGUCACUCAUCUUGGUAUCAAAUUAGGUCCUGCUGUCAAAAUUUAUAAUAGUAUUCUGGUUAUUCGUGAUAACAUAGAUGCUUAAAUCUUAGCCCAUUUCUUUUUUUUUUUUCGCUCUCAUCAUCUCAACUUAACCAUCAUAACCUUAUCUUCAAAACCUACCUUAUCACAUCUCAUAACGGAGAGAGGAGGAGGAUCAACAAAUCCACAAACAAUUAAAUAUACAACAUUCAGAUACACAAAUUCACACGGAGAAAAUGAUUUCAAUGGCAACCCGUUUCUUUUUUUUUCGUAUACCCCAACAAAAAGAUAAAUAGAAUUGGAAUCAUCGAUCGCAAAUCUGUUUCUCACCUUUAAUCAACAAAAAUAAUAGUUACCUCUUGGUAAAAUUGCAACGUAAAUUACUACAUACGUCUCGCCUAAUUCAAAUUAUGGCAUUAUAACGAUGAUUAGUUAAUUGCUCUUCUAUUCAAUCUCCAUGGAUCUUAAGCUGCUUCUCUAACUCUCUAUUCCACCUUUUUCCUGCUCCUAAAAGACUUUCUCAUUUUUUUUUCUUUUUCUUUUCUGCUUGAUUAUCGAGUUGAAUACACAGCUGAUUACCCUUUAACUCUCCUUUCACUGUUUAAUAUGAAUCUUAAAUCAAAUCUUGAAAUUCAUCUUCACACAAACAAAACUAAUUGCUUGUAAUAAUAAUAAUAAUUGUAACACAAACUACAGCCCAAAAUACCCUCACAUUCAAGCUUUACUUACAUGAUUAUAUUUCCUUUUCCCUCCUUCUCCUUUUUAAAUCCGAAGUAACAAAUUAUUCAUCUUCAUCUUUGCAACAACCAACAAAAACCUUUAAAUGUUAAAUAUUGUCACCGACGAUGAAUUUAAUUCUGUAAUCACAGUUAAUAAAACAAAUUAUAAAGAUGA